Messenger RNA from Synchytrium microbalum, 1551 nucleotides. RefSeq lists its product as uncharacterized. Gene Ontology annotation, biological process: chromate transport. The record is from RefSeq and is a predicted model, not a curated record. The transcript is spliced from 7 exons. Bases 1 to 1551 code for a protein of 516 amino acids. NCBI's taxonomy places the organism in Eukaryota, Fungi, Chytridiomycota, Chytridiomycetes, Synchytriales, Synchytriaceae. Gene Ontology annotation, molecular function: chromate transmembrane transporter activity.
AUGACGACAACAGUCGCUGCUACAGCAUCUAGGCCAUUGAGCCUACGACUGUGGGAGAUUACAUACUCUUAUUUCCCUCUAUCUUUUACCACUUUCGGUGGUCCUCAGGCCCACAUCGCUAUCAUAUAUGGGCUCUUUGUCAAGAACCAAGGAUGGUUGAGUGAAGAGAUGUUUGCUGAGCUGUUUUCUAUUGCUCAGGCUUUACCUGGACCUGCGUCAACCCAAUUGACGUUUGCUAUUGCUCUGAUUCGGGAAGGUGUGAUUCCUGGUAUAUGGUCGUUUUUCGUGUGGAGCACACCCGGUGCCUUAAUCAUGCUCGCAGUAGCUCUCGCAGUUGGAUUCGGUGGUUCGGCAGCAUCAGUACCCGGUGCUGUCGUUGGGUUGGAAAACGGGCUGGUAUCAUCAGCUAUUGGCUUAACAGCACUCGCAGCGUUCCAAUUGGGAAAGAAAUUCUCGAUUGAUACUGUAUCUCGUGCUUUAAUUCUCAUCUCUGGUGGUCUUGCAAUCGCAUUCUAUGCGCAACCGUGGUUGUUCCCAUGCCUUAUGAUAUUUGGAGGACUCGUUACGUAUACCAUGAGUGUUAUUGAGCCGAGAUGGACUGCGUAUAGGACUGCACAGAAGGAGGCCGGGAGUGCUAAGAAGGUUUCUGAUAUGCAUAAAAAGAAUGAUGAUGUGGCUGCAGCUACACCGCUUUCAGUAGCACCAACAACACCGGCUUCUGCACCGGUGUCGCCGGCUACUGAAGAAGCUGAUGUAACGGAGGUUACUAAGCCUGGUGAAAAUGGAAGCGUUGUGCCAGCGGCUGCUGCUGUGGUAGAUAGCAAGCCAGCUGAUAUAGAAGCUGCUGUCGUGAAGAAGGAGGAACCGGCUAUAUACUUUACGUAUAGUUGGACUGUUGGAUUGGCUCUUCUUGGUGUAUGGGUCGUGUUCCUGGUACUAGCCAUCAUAUUUCGAUUUGUGGUUGAUGUGAGAGCUUUGAAUGUGUUGGGGACGUUCUACUUUACGGGCUCUAUUAUCUUUGGUGGAGGACCUGUCGUGGUUCCUCUAUUGCAAACGUAUGUGACGAGCCCUGGAUGGUUGAGUGAUCGGGAAUAUUUGGUGGGGUUGGCCGUUAUAAAUGCUCUUCCAGGACCAUUAUUCAACUUUGCCGCAUACUGUGGAGCCCUCGCGCUACGCCAAAACGUCGGAACAGCAAUCUGUGGUGCCGUUCUUGGCUUCAUCGGAAUCUUCACACCAGGCUUAAUUCUAAUGGCAGCACUCCUCCCCAUAUGGCGACGCUUCCGCAACCUAAAGACCCUCCAAAUAAUAUUCAAGGGCAUGAAUGCAGCAGCAGCUGGACUAGUAUUCGCUGCAGUCUACCUGUUAUGGAAUAAAGCCAUAUCGGGCAGAGCAGCUGGAACUGUCGUUGGAUCAUACCCAUUGUUUACCAUUUUGGCUGCAUUCUCGUUUGUUGCUGCUGGAUACACAAAGAUACCUGCACCAGUUGUUAUUAUUAUUGGUGGUGUGGUUGGGAUUUUAGAGUUUGCUGCAAACCCGGGUUUAUACGCUUGA